AUGUCGUUCAGAGUUCUGAUCGUCGGCGGCAGCAUUACUGGGCUGUCGCUCGCCGCAAUGCUCGAGCGCUACGGGAUCGACUAUAUCCUCGUCGAGAAACACGCGGAUGUCGCUCCUGAAAUCGGGGCAAGUAUCGGCCUUCUCGCUCACGGAUCUCGAAUACUCGACCAACUGGGCUGUCUUGAGGAACUACUCCCCUGGGGCUGUGGUGUUCAAGACUUCGUAACCACGGGACCGGACGGAAAGGCCCUGGUGAAACAUGCACACCUGGGGACGUAUCUAAACACCAUGCUCGGUUACACGAUCUUUUUCGUCGAGCGCCAACGAGUCCUUCGCGCCCUGUGGAAUGGCAUCAAAGAUAAAUCCAAGAUCCACCUUUCAACCGCGCUCUCGAAAAUCGAGCAUCUCGACGGAGGCGUACAAAUCGAGACCCAAGAUGGCCGAGUCUUCACCGGGAGCAUCGUGGUUGGCGCUGACGGAGUGCAUAGCGGGGUUCGGAAUGAGAUGUGGCGCCUGGCGGAAGCCGAUGGCAUUGAUAUUUCUGGUGAUCGGCGGGCGCAUGGCCUGACCCAAGUGAAGUUGACAGAGACCUUGAAGAAUGCCCGUCAGGACCGUCACUAUCUGAUCAUCGGCGCGCCAAACGAGCUCACGUUCUGGUUUCUCUUUUUCAAGAACAAGAAGAACUUGCCCUGGGACCGCCUUCGGUAUACCGACGAGGACAAGGAACAGUACGUGGCGGAGUUUGGCAACGACCAGGUCCGACCGGACCUGACCUUCGGCGAGAUGUAUCGGUCUUCGACGCGCACAGGCAUAGUGCCCGUGGAGGAGUUCGUACUGGGACGGUACCACUACAAGCGGGUUAUGCUACUAGGUGAUUCGAUACAUAGGAUGCACCCUGUUAGUGGUCAUGGAGGCAAUGCCGCCAUUGAAGACGCCGCGUCUUUUGCGAAUCGUCUGAAAGACGUCCUCGAAGGAAACCCGAACCCAACCUUCUCCCAACUGGAAGAAAUCUUUGAAGAAUUACAGAAAGAGCGAAUUCCCAGGAUGAAGCACUUGACCCGCAGCGCCGCGAAACUUGCAGGACUGGAAAUGUUCAGCACUCGUCUACUAAAGCUAAUAAUGCUGUAUUUGUACCCCUCAGUUCCGGUCGAGAAUAUCCUCGCCUCACUGGGCGAAUCGAUGACCCAGGGGGAGCCGUUGAAAUAUCUUCCUUUACCGAUGCGAUCGAAAAAGCUCGUUCCAUUUGAUGACGAGAUACAGCUUCACACAAAGAACCGGUCAUCUACGGCAUCGUAUGCAUGGACCUGCCUCUUCUUCCUGAUCGCAUCGCUUCGAUUUGCACUGCCGUCAAACGGAUUGCCAUUCUCAGACCAACCCGUCUUAUUGUCGGCAUGGCAGUCUUCUACGCACGCUUCAUACAUAGCCGUCAACGCGUUCUGGGCGAUCGAGUCCUACCGCUCGGCAUUCAGUCUAGGGCCUAUCGUCAGUCCGAUUCUGUGGAUCCUUUUCGCGCAGAUUUGCGGUUGGGAACUUGCACUCCCCUUUUACUUUGCCAGUUGGGUAAACGGCAGCUAUUCUCGAGGGUUUUACCACCCAUGGCCCCGCGCCAUUCUUCCUGCUGGCGCGCAGGCUCUCCCGCUCGUAGUAGCCGUUGCAGCACCUGCCCCGACACUGAUCUCAGAUUUUCUCGCGGGGAUCCCGCAGUUGGCCUGGUUUAACUCACUGACUCUCGUGCAUCUCAUCAUCCCGGUGGGCGGCUAUCUUAUUGACACAUUCCUCACGCGUCGCCAUGGCCUAAGGUGGGAGCCAUUUUAUCAGUUCGGCGACUGGGACAUGACAUACCUCACCUGUUUCUUCUCCUUGACUUUUCUCGUUGCAGCCUACAGGCACAUCAGCUUUAUCCUGGCCCAUGUCAUUCCUCUCGUGAACCACGGCCACGGCCUGCUUCUGUUACGCUCUCCGGAACUCGUCAACUUUGGCGUCUUUUCACUUCUCAUCGCCGCCUUUGUACAGUUCACCGCAUGGGAUCUGCGCAGAGUCAACGUUCUCCGUACGAAUCUCGCUUUAGCUGCCUUGGUGAUAUCGGUUGCCAUCAUUGUUCUUGGUCCCGGUGCGACGCUGAUCGGCACUUGGUGGUGGCGGGAAAAGGCCUGGGAGAAAGCUCGACGUAGACGGUCCGAUGAACGGUACGAGAGUGUCAAGGGCGGCGUUGCUUGA
Messenger RNA from Aspergillus mulundensis, 2217 nucleotides. RefSeq names its product FAD-dependent oxidoreductase. Gene Ontology annotation, molecular function: FAD binding. The transcript is spliced from 4 exons. NCBI's taxonomy places the organism in Eukaryota, Fungi, Ascomycota, Eurotiomycetes, Eurotiales, Aspergillaceae. The record is from RefSeq and is a predicted model, not a curated record. The coding region runs from base 1 to 2217 and encodes 738 amino acids.